AUGGAUUCGUCCUCAGCUGGCACGAGUGGCCUUGUGACCGCUGGGGCAGCCAGCUCGUUGGCUGGCGCUAAAAAGCGGACAAAGGUGGUGUUUCUCAAUCCAGUUGAAAUUACAAAUUGGGAUCAAAUUAAAGAAAAUUCGAAGCAAAAUGUAAUUGGUGAAAAUGAUUUAAUUAAUUAUGAGAAAAUGCUUAAAGAUGAUGAUGCUGCCUUGGUAGCCAACAGCAGUUCCAAUGAUCAGAAGCGUCAGGGUAAAAAACGUGGACGUCCCAAAGGCAGCAGGAAUGGUGCUCGUAAGCGUCCAGUGGAUCCAAGCCAACCAUGGCUUGAAUCAAGUGAUUCAGAUGGACCUCAUUUGGGUCUUGAGGAUGAAUUAGAUGACGAUGAAUAUUUCAGAAGGUUAGAGGAAGAAAAGAUGCGUGAAGAUGCUGAGGAAGAGUCUAGAAAGCGAAGGGAAAUGGAAGCACGGGCUGCUGCACGUGCUAAUGCUCAAGGCAGAAGAGGCAGCAUAAAGAAUGAUGCUUUCAUGAUGCAUCAAUACCAAACAUCUGCUUCAAACAGUUCAAAUAUUAACCAACGUGAAUCGAGUACUCGAAGCAAAAGACGAGGAGGUUAUGCAGCUUUAGCUGGACUUAUUGAUCCUAGUGACAGUAGUGAAGAUAUCAGUGAACUAGAUGACAAGUCUACUCGAAGUGGUUAUCAAAAAUCACUAGAUGAUAUUCAUGAACAGAAUGAAGAUGAGUUACAGGAACCAGCCUCGCCUUUUCGACAAUCUGUUUUAGAUAUGCUCCCACCACCACCUUCUCCGGGUAUCUCGUCAAAUUCUGAAGAGGUGAAUUCAGUUGUCAAGUCUGAACCUUCAGACAAUGUCAGUAUUGUUGUUGAUUCAAAUGCAGCCAUUGCGGCGAACACAACAGUUACAAGUUCUUCCUUCCUUAAUGAUGCACAUACACUGAAAAUGCUUGAAAUGGAUCCUAUUGAACUUAGGUUCCGAGCACCUCCACUUAGCCUGCCUCCAUCAGGAAAUGAUCUUGUAUGCCCACGGGAAUAUCUUCUUGAUGCUUUAUCUAUAUAUGAGGUGCUUCGACGUUAUGGAUCUCUACUACGUCUGUCACCGUUCCGACUGGAAGACUUUUUAGCUUGCCUUAUAUCAGAUGAGAAUUCUAAUUUACUUGCUGAAACACAUAUGGUGUUACUGAAAGCUCUUCUACGUGAAGAUGAAUCGAAUGGAACAUCAAUGUGUCCUAUGGAUUGUAAAGAUUCAGUCAAUAUGACUUUCUAUCUAUUAGACAGAUUCAAUUGGCCUUAUUUACUAGCUAAUUAUCUAUCGAGUAUUAAAUCAACAGAGGCUGCAGCUCGUAUGUCUGCGAUAAAUACAAUGACAGGUGCUGGAAAUGUUGGUGGACCAACUAGUUCAGGUGGAGCGGAUGCAGUACUUUCUGCAGCACUCUUUCCUGAUGAUCUCAUCCCACUGAAUUCGGAUUAUCCUUUUGUUCCAAUUCAAUCGCGUAUAGCUGUUCUUCGUGGUCUUACCAACUUAUUUUUGGCAACUGGUCAAGUUCGGGGAGAUAUUCUGCGUGAGGGUUUAAUGGCACAUGAAGAUUACUGCCGUGUUUGUCAUCAAAGUGGAGAAGUGUUGUGUUGUGACGGGUGUACUGCUGUAUUUCAUCUGCAUUGUUUAAAUCCUCCUUUAUCGUCAGUACCGACAUCCAGUUGGAUAUGUCCAGUUUGCGUUAAACAAAAGACACCAGGUGUAACAGAUUGUUUAUCUGAAGCUGAAAAAUCUGGUGUAGCACAUUAUCAAGAACCAAUUGGUAAAGAUAGAGCUGGUCGGUUAUAUUGGUAUAUUAGUCGACGAUUAAUUAUUGAACCAGUUGACUUUAGUCAACGUGAACCAGAAUUAAUGGGAUUUCAUGACGGUGUUAUAGAUAAAGUAUGGGAAGCAGAAUGUGGUUGUGAGUUAAUCGAAAAAGAUCAAGAAAUGGAAGAUAGUGAUGCAGAUAUUGAUACUAAUAAUGUUGUUGAAAAUAGCGGCGCUGUUGAUGCUGUGAAAAUGGAAAAUACUCCCGGCUCCAAUAAUAGUAAUAAUAAUAAUAAUGAAGGCAUCAACUCACCUUCCAAGUCAUCAAAUUGUGACAGUCAAUCAGUGCGGGUAAAACAAAAUGAUAAAAAGAGCCGAAGAACACUUCAAUGUAAUCCAUCUAUUUCAUAUGCUAAUGAACCAUGCGUUUAUUAUUAUUCUUCAAUUGAACAAGUUAUGCGUAUACGUGAACUGUUAUCAACAGAUUGGGAACCAUGGUUAUGUCAUCGAUUAGACAUGUUACUGCCUAGAAUGAAAUCUGAAAUGGGAAUUACUCAAAAAUUAACUGAAAAUGGUUUACAACAAUUUUGUCGUUUACGACCAAAUCAUAAAUCGCUGUCUGUCAGUGAUCCAAAUUAUCAAAGAUAUGCAAAUCUGUUGAUGAAUUCGAUAAAUAAUAAUAAUACAGUGUGUGUUUAUUCUGUGCUGGAGGUUGAACAAGCUUCAUGUAAAAAGAUUGACUCUGGUGAAACAAAUGAACAUUCAACAAAGAAAUUAGCUAUAGCAGCUUCUAGUCUCCCAUCGAUUGAUAAGCCCAUCUUCCCACCACUACCAAAUGAUUUGCCAUCAUUUCUGGAAAAGUAUACUGAAGACUAUUCACCAGUAAUUCUACUUACAGAUCAAAACAAUUGCAUUGUACGUAAUCAUGAUCAAGUGAUUAGUCGGAUAACCAAAGAGGAUAAUUCUAAUGAUGUUGCAGUCUAUCCACCGACAAUCUUAGAACCACAAGAUUUAUCCACAUUACAUAUGCCAAUUGAUUGGAAUUCAUCAUCCAGUCCAACGCCUUCGAAUGAAUGUUGUCUACUAGCCUAUCGUCUGUCAGAUGAAGGGAGUUGGCGUUCAUGGACAAAUUUGUAUACUUCAGGUCAUGCAGAUGAUACUGAUGAUAGUAUACAUGAUUUGAAAAGAACACCAAGCGGUACAAGGAAUACAAAUCCACAGAAUCCAUCGGCGGCGGCGGCGGCGAAGAAACCUACCACUAAUGAUGAAGUAGAUCCAGACGACACGAUAUUGGAUAGUGUUAAUGUUGCAUUGACACGUGCUCAACACCUAGAAGAGAAAGAGAAACGACGUUUACUGGCGAAUAAAUUUAAUUUUAGUGAUUAUUGUUCAGAUUUAUGGCAAUAUAUUGAUCCUGUUACACUAGCAUCUACCUAUAAGGGAAUAUUACGGUCUAUGAUGAAUGAUAAUAUGAUUGAAUUGCCUAAAUCACCUAAAGGAGCAGCAACAACCGCAGCAGCCGUGUUUGAACGUAUUCGAUUCGAUUGUUGGCCAGCUAGUCCAUAUCAACUGUUGGAUUUGUUGCGUUUAACACUGUGUUAUAUGGAAUCAAUGAUCCCUCUAGCAUUCUUCACACCCGCUUGGCGAGCUCAUCGUACCGAUUGGAUUAAAGAUGUACUAGAUUGUAAAUCACCAUCCGAUUUAGCAUUUGUACUGGCUAGAUUGGAAGCGUCAAUUCGUUCUGUAUGCUUCCAACGUGUAUGGUUCAGUUCACUGGGUCACCUCAAUCUGGAACGAUUCACAGCUGCUCAAAGGGAAGAAGACAAGCGAAUAAGACAAUUUGAUCGCUUGACUUCUACAGGUGGUGCUGGGAAUGCGGCCAGUUUACCAGCAAAUCUUAUACGUACAAAAACUCCUCGUCCAAUUAGACAUACAGUCUGGAAGACACGAGGUGAAGAAUAUCGUCGUUUAGGUGGAGAUGGUUGGAUGUGGAUAAGUUCAACACGUGGUAAUGCUGCCCGGAUAGCUCAACGUGCCUUUAAAACUCUUCCGCCAAUAUCUUAUUGGCGUGAUAAUGCUGCGGUAACAAGGAAUCGUCGUACUAAUCCUCGUGGCCUUCAACACGGUAUUGGAUGGGGUGUUUGUCCGGAAUAUCUAGAAGGUCAAAUACCUGUGAAACCGCCUAAAGCAAGUGAAUGUCGUGGCCAUGUAUUACAUCCAAUCACAGGCAUCCCAUUAUAUUUAAAUCCUAAGCGUACAUCGUACACUAUUCCACCAGAUGAAUUAAUAAAAUUAAAUGAACAAAUAGAAAGACAAGAAGCAGAAGAAGAAGCAAAAGCAAAAGCAGAAUCCUUGAAAAAUUCAAUAAAAUUACAAGAUACUACUGAAAUAAGUAAAGAAGAAGAAAAAGAAAAAAAAGAAGAUGGUGUACCCGUGGACAACGAUGGCAAUCAUAUGGAGAAGAAAGACGAUGAACCAAUGGAUUCAGAGGUUAAAGCAGUUCCUGAUGAAGUCAAAGUAUUGCCGAAUGUUGUAAAAGCAGAAGCAGGAGAAGAAGGGGAUAACAGUACCGAUUCAGAUAAUCAAAUGUCUAAGAAAAGCACCAAUACCAAUGAUAAGAAGAAACCGAUAUUAAAUGUAUCUUAUUGUAUAUCGCAUCGAAUUCAUUUUCCACCUGCUUUACAAAGACCUUCAGUCCCACCGACUUAUAAAUCAUCAUCAUUAUCAUCAUCUAGACGACUUAACUUCCACUUGGAUAGUCUACUUCAACGUCGAUAUACAGCUGCUGAAAAUGAUAAAAAAGCCGGUUUACUUGCUUCCAAUGCUGUGAUUAAAUUACAAAAAGAAAUUGAAGAAUUAGAAAAACGUCACAGUGAAGUACUCGAACGUCUCAGCAGUCUAGGCACUGAAGCUCAACAAGCACGUACAGCUAAAGCUCAAGCAGUGAAAGCAAAACAGAAUGCGCUAUUAUUGGUGAAACCACUCCCUAUAGAUCAUAUGGGAAAUAAUCGUUUGAUUCAGACUGCUACUGCUGCCGCUGCUGUCGAUACUACUGCUGCAGGUUAUCCUACUACUACUGCUACUGCUACUACUAAUAUCGGUAAACCACAAUUAAUUCAACAAUCGAUUGUAACAGAUCAAGGUGUUCGUUAUCGAGUACUUGCUCCAAGAAAUAUACCCAAUAUGCAAAUGAAUCAAAUGUCGUAUAAUCCAAUGCUGCAUAAUAGUAGAACACCAGCUGCGUAUAUGACGACGCCUAAUCGAUCAUUUAAUCAUAACAUCAACAGCAACACCAACAACACCAACAGCAGCAAUAAUAACAAUAGUCGUUCGGCUAGAAGACCACGUGCAAGACGGGAAACUGACUCUAGUCUAUCUGAAACAGAUUCCGAUUCAUUUACUCCUCCAACCACCCAACGAAUUGAUAGAUCAGGUAGAGAAAGCUUACCAGUUAGACGUAGUGCUAGAAAAGUGAAAGCUGUACGUCAUGAUCCUGAUUUUGUUGUUGAUUUCGAUGAAGAUGACGAUGAUGAUGAGCCUGAUCGAACAAAAGCAAGUGGCGAUGAUGAUUCCGAUAGUUUUACUCCAAGUGAAGAACUACUACACAACAACAAAUCGGCUAGUGCUAGAAAACGUUCUCGUGUACCGAUUCAUCAUCAUUUGAAUAGUAGUAAAUCAUCAAAUCGAGGAGGGAUUAUUAUGCCACAGUAUGAUGGAGCUGGUGAUAUCUCUGGUGGUGAUGGUGAUGACAUCGGCUAUGAUGAUGAUGAAGAUGAAGAGGAGGAGGAUCGCGAUGACGAUGAAGAUGCGGAUCACGAUCAUGAUCGAAAUAAUCAUCUUGAUGAUGAUCUUGAUGAUUAUGGCGGUGAUGUCGACGAUGAUGAAGAUGAAGGUGCUGAAGGUGUUUAUGAUCCUAAUGAAUUAGAAGAGGAUGAAAUCGUUGAAGAUUUUGGCGAUGAUGAUGAAGUCGUUGAUUAUGUUGAUGACGAUGAACUUUUAGAUGUAGAUGAAGAUGAAAUUCUUGAUGAAGACGAAAAUGACGAAGAAGGCGAAGAAGAAGAAGAGUAUGACGAUGAUCCAGGAGAAGAUGAUGAUGUUGAAGAUGUUGGAAAAUUCCCUCCGAUGACUUCUGGCAAACGUAUUCGUUUAACGUCACAAGUUGUAAAAAAACUUCCCAAGGUAUCAUCAUCAUCAUCGUCAACAACAACAGCAACAACAACUUUACCGUAUACUGUACAGGCAUUAAAUCCUGAUGGUACUCUGGCAGCACCAAAAGUUGUUAUAUUAAAGAAUAACCAAAUCUCCAUAUCGGAUAUUCCCGGAAGUAAACCACCACAGAUAUUAUCUAUACCAUCUGGUGGUAUUGGUGGUGGUGGUGGUGGCGGCGGCGGUCAACGAAUUAUCUUACCAGCUAAAGUGAAUGGUCCAAAUAAAAUAGAAGAUACAUCACUGUCAUCUGCUAAAGUGAUUACUACUGAUGCGGCUAUACAGAAAAGUGAAAUAAAAGAAGCUGGUCAACUUAUAAAUCCAACUAAUCAGCAACAAUUGGGCAAUAUUCCACAAGGUUUAAGAUUAGUCAAAAUUGUUCGUAAUGCUGAUGGAGGCACCAGCAUAAUUCCAGUCUCGGCUAUUACUACUCCUUCUACAGAUGGAAUCCAGACCAACACUGAAAUCAAUACGGAUAAUAAUAAUAGAACUAUAGAAAAUGAGAAUACGACAACUUCAAUAAUGGAGAAUAAGCCCACAAAUAAAUUGGAUCCUGCAGAUAGCAGUAGUAGUAAUAGUAUUCGUCUUGUAUUAAGCUCAAGUAAUGGUCUGACUUCUUUUAAUCUACCGAAAUCAUCGCUAAUGCCUACGACGUCUGAGUCUAACGAAGCUAAGUCCACUAUUAUGCAAGGCUCUUUACCACCAACCUCUGUCGAAAGCGAUAAGUUGAUAACAGGUGUACAACCGAUUACAAUUUCUACAUCAAACAUUUCACAAGGUGGAUUUAUUCUUACAGAAGGGAUGCCUUCUACUGCUAUUACUGCUACUACAACACCCUCUUCAUUACAACAAGCACCAGCUAAUGUAACUAUCACUUCUGAUGGAAAGUUGAAAAUGUCAACUGGUAAUACUGUUCGUUUUGUUAUAGCACCGGCGCCUAAUUCAUCAUUUGGUGGUGGUACAAAUGCGAAUCAGAUGGCUACAAUAACGGUAGUUAAAGCUCCAAAUCAAUCAGAUAUAUCUUCAGAUUCGGGUGCAGCAAUUACUACAACAACAACAACUCCUGCCUCUAAUACAACUACUUCUACGCCUAGUACACCUUCAUCUUUACCUCUAAUACUUCCGCGUAGAUCACCAGCUAUCCUUCGACGUACUCUAGCUGCUGGUCCAACUAAUAGUCCUUUGUCAUCUGUGAAUACAUCCAAUAGUAGUGUUACUGAUCCAAUUGUUUCACAACCUCUACCAAAUCGUACACCUUCAUUUGCAAGUCUUAUUGCCGCGAAUACAGCUCGUCAACUUGUUUGUGGUGGUUAUAAUCGAUUAACGUCAACAGCAGCAGCAACAACAACAACAGCCAUUCGUUCUGUCAUAUCAAAUUCUUCAACCCCAACCCCUACUCUUACUACUAUGGAUAUGCAUCAAGGUAGGCGGUCAAUGUCUAAAGUUCAACAGAUGCGUAAUACCCUGAUGGAUGAGGAUACACGGCUUGUAACAAACGAUUCAAAAAUUUUAAUUAGUGAAUAUCAAGGUGGAGCUGUUCGAGGCGCUCUAAGUGGACUUAAACAAAUUGGUCCAACAGUUAAAAUACACACUCCAAUGGUUGAUGAGGCAACAUUGGCCUUGGAUCGUGAAGUCACUGAGGCUAGUGCUAAAUUGGAUUCAAUUAAUGCACAGAUUGCAACAGUUCGUGCUGAGGCACAAGAAUUGGAGGCGCAGAUUAAAUCGCUUAAAUCCGAAUUAGCUAAAUAUCAAGAGAUUGUUAAUCGUUGUUCACCAACAGUCAGUGCACCAUAUUCUCUUUCACUGCAUAGUAUUACUGAAUUCGAUUUAAAUAGUAAAUCAUUUGUGAAUAAAUUUUUACGCAAUACUAAAAAGACAUCCGUUGGUACUACUACUACUACUACUACUGCUUCUAUGAAAACUGAAGAUACUGAUUCCCAUAUGACUGUUCUACCACAAUUUUUGCCAUUUGUCAAUUGUUAUUCAUGGCCAUCAAAUUUUCCUGUGGUCAGGCAAUCUUCCCGCUUGGAUAACGGCGAACAGCAGCGAAAUAGAAUUCCUUUGAGAUCAAGUCUAUUCCGUUGGAAUCCAAGGAAUUUACGUUCUGUAAUAUUGGCUGCUGGUCGACGUGAAAUUCCAGGCUAUGAUGUUGAAAAGAAACGAUUAUCACAGGUUAACUGGCUUUAUCCAAGUUCCAGACCGAAUUUCGCAGAAUCCUGGCGUUUCCGGCUAAGUCAAAUACGUACUGGAUGUUCUGGUGUUACCGGCGGUGCUUGUGGUGCGGCUGGUGAAAAGGGUGAUAAUAUUUCCUUUGGGUUAGAUUUGGCUAAUUUCGCACUGCUUCUACGUACCCUAUGGCAUUGUAUUCGAUGGGAUGAUAUAUUAGCCGACCCACCAGACGAUGCACAUGUACUUGAUUCAUCUGGUCAACCGUGUUUCAAAAAGACAUUGGACACAUAUGCUGAUGAUGAUGGGGAGGAUGUGAAUGACGAGGAUGAUGGUGUUGGAUGUUCAGGAGGUGGUGCUGGUGGCACUGGCGGCGGCGGGGGUGGUGGUGGCUUUUCAGGGAGACAAAAUGUUGUACCGUAUUCAGUGAGACGUAUUGUUGAAAUUCAACCUCUGGAUCGAUAUUGGUUACAAGCGAAUUAUAAAGUUCGCAUAACAACUACUCGUCCAAAUCGUUAUUCUGGACGUGGAAAAAAAUCCACCGGAAAUACUGAUCAUUCCACCAACGUAAAAGGUGGUAGAUCAGCGAGAUAUUCUGUUUCACCGGAUGCUGAUGAAUCCUCAACAUCUAAUAAUAAUAAGCGAAGAGGAAGACGUGCUGGUCAAAAAUAUUCUAAAGCUGGUAAAGAUCCAGAUUAUGAUCCAGCAGUGGAUGAAGGUUGGCGUGUUGGUAUUCCGUGUUCAUCAUCUAGUCGUCGACAACAAUCACGUCAGAAUGGUGGCAAUGGUCGUUCAUAUGGUCGUUCCAAUCGUGGUGGUUCAUAUUAUGAUUCAGAAGAUGAUGGAGGAGAAGAAGGAGAAUACGGAGGGAAUCGACGCGGUGUAGCAUCACAACGUCAUGAAGUAUCAGUGGAAGAGAAAUGGAUGUCUGAAGAUGCUGUUUUUCCUUGGGAAAUACGCGUUUUUAUGAACACUUUACUACCCCCGAAAUCUGCUUAUCCCCCAGUGAGAAAUAAUAAUGAUAGAUGA
Molecule: messenger RNA, 9201 nt
Organism: Trichobilharzia szidati
Lineage: Eukaryota; Metazoa; Platyhelminthes; Trematoda; Strigeidida; Schistosomatidae
Source: the annotation of a GenBank genome assembly